Messenger RNA from Cotesia congregata, 2244 nucleotides. Lineage: Eukaryota; Metazoa; Arthropoda; Insecta; Hymenoptera; Braconidae. The record is from the annotation of a GenBank genome assembly.
AUGAAGUCACGAUUUUGGAACACAUGGACGAAAGAAGAGCCGAAAGUAAAGUCGCCAAUUAUUAUAAAAGAUCGUGAUCAGAAGGAGAGCUUACGUGACUCCAGUCAGAGCAAUGAUAAUCGCAAUAAGAUCCACCAGUACAGUUUAUCCUCGCGUGUUGACCGGUUUCAAUUGAUAACCGACAACAACAAUGAUAAAUUACGCAACGGGUACAAGGAAGUAUGUGCAAAGAAUAAGGAUGACAGUUUGCAUAAACAGCAACAGCAUUUAUCAAGGCGCAGAGAUAAUGUGAACAGUAAAAAUAUUUGGGAGCCACACAGAAACAGAUAUCACGAUCAGGAAAAAAUUUUGCAUCAGCAACAGCAGCAUGGAAUUGGGAACCAACAACAGCCAAUUAAUUAUAGGCGGCGGAAGUCUAAAGGAUCACCUUCAAUAGUCGGCAAUAAUAGUGACAAUAAAUCCGGUGAACCGAAACUUACAAACGGGAAGUUACGAUCGUCAAACAACGGUUUCACAAAACAGGUCAAACGAUCUGACGAAUCGUUGGAUCGUGAACGCAGAGGUGCUAAGUAUCAGCAAACUUACCACCAGGAGGACACGAGGAAUUUUUUUUACGAUGUGGAAACGCCGAGUAACGGAAUCAGCGAGCCCAUUAAAUUUGUCAGGAAAUUCGAAGAAUACGAGUGUCGAUACGAUAAGCCGCGGAUUGGUGGAGAAGAAGAAGAAGAAGAAGAAGAAGAAGAAGAAGAAGAAGAAGAAGAAGAUGGAGAGGAAGACGAGGAUGUCGAUGUGGAUCAGGAUGAGGAAGAAGAUGAUGAAGAUGAUGAGGAGUGUUAUAAGCAAACGCGUUAUUCAUCCUCGUCAUCGUCAUCCAGGAAAAUAAAUGGUGAUUUUAUAUAUGGUAGAUCGUUAUCACCGUUAGAUGAUUCUGUGAGUAAAGGCUGCAAACGUGAAUUUAUUUAUUUGGAUAAGAGAUUUUGGAGAAAUUGCGAGGAGCAGUCGCCAGACCGCGCGAUUGAGCUCAUCAAGGCGGUCGGAGAAAAUUUAAAUUCAAAUUCAAACUGUCCGGGUUUUGUCAAUGGGAGUAGGCGGAACGGAAACCGUUGUGAUAGUUAUGUUCCGGGAAAAAAGACCGCGAGUGAUAAAACUAAAACCAAUCGUAAAGAUUUUGAUCCGUCUGCUGGGAAGUACGAUAAGAUUAGGGAACACAAAAAAGGUUUUAAUCUAGUCAGAAGCGCCAGAGGGUCUUCCAGUGAGCACGAGGAGAGGAGAAGGAACUAUUCGGGGCACCGAAGCUUGGAGGAUAAAAGUUGCUUUAAAAUGAAUAUAAACAGGGACUCUUCUAUCGGUAACAACAAGCGCGAUUCUUCGAGAGACAGACAGAUAUUUCGUAAAAUUUCAUUAAAAUUGAAAGGUAAAGACAAAGAGGAAAAGGAGAAAGACGUUAAAAAUAAUUCUAGUGAGUCAGAGUCUAUUAAGAGUAAGCCGAGAAGAGACAAUCGACACUCUAGACCUCUCUCUCCGCCCACGUUUGAAAAUAUCGAGGCUGACGAGGUGGUACCAAGACAGCACCGUAAAGUAUUUUCGUCUUCGAAGGAUUUUCAUCAUCAGAAUCAUCAAAAUUAUCAAAAUCAUCAGCAACAGCAGUUAAGGCUUAGAGAGGAUUAUGGUGGCAAAAGAGAGGAGGUUAAAAAAAUGAAUAACCACAACUACCAGCAUCAUCACCACCGCGACUCACGUGAUUUGUCAUGGAUUGAGAGAGAAUUGUCCUCGUGGUAUUCCAGCGAGGAGUCGCCGGAACGUGAGAAGACUAAAAACAAGUCUAGCAAGCCUCCGAGAACGCGUUGCCUGCUGUCAGAUGAGGAUGACGACAACGACGAGGACCGAGAUGGGGAUGAGGAUGAGGAUGAUGAUGACGAGGAUGACGACAGCGAUUUGGGUUUUUCCACGCGGAUUGAACGCAACGGUGCCACAGUUAUUAGAAUUCACACCAAUCCAAAGACACCCGAGAGACGAAAAAGUCCCGAGAGAAUUACUGACAGACGAUAUCUGGGCAGACGCACCAGGAAUAUUUCACCAGAUAGGUAUACAUUUAGAGAUGGUGACGAGCUUGUGCGAGAGGACGAUGAUGAUUACGACCAUUUGGAUGCCGGUACCGAUUUUUUUGGCUUGAGAAAACUAUCAACUGACUCACUUACACGGAAUUUUCGUGACUCGGUACGAUAUUUUUGGUUAUUUAUAUAA